This is a messenger RNA of Asterias rubens (European starfish), 3974 nucleotides long. Its product is annotated as patched domain-containing protein 3-like. Lineage: Eukaryota; Metazoa; Echinodermata; Asteroidea; Forcipulatida; Asteriidae. The record is from RefSeq and is a predicted model, not a curated record. Bases 484 to 3435 code for a protein of 983 amino acids. Gene Ontology annotation, cellular component: membrane. The transcript has 6 exons.
UAAACGGGACCGCUGUUAGCUACUCCUCUGCCUAGAGACGACUUUCUCUGUGCCAUUGUUUGACUGUGACCGUGUGACACACAACACAUAGACAGUUAAUUUUAAGUCCUUGUCAAACCACGAAAUGAAUGGUUAUCUGUGAUAAUGAAACAACGUGACGGUGAUGGUACUUCAAACCAUUUCAAACAAUGCUCUGUCACUGUCAGUGCAUGGUCAGUGUCAAUGUUCAGUGAACUGGUGAAUACUUCGCUUCAGAAAGGAACAACCUUGUCAAUCAGAGGCAGUCCAAACACUGUGUUCACCUGAUCAGUCAUAUUGUGAAACAACUGAUUCAUUAUCAGUCAGCAGUUUUCGCUACACACACCAGGAUAAGCUGGUAUUAAGCUACACAUAGUAUGAUCCUCUACAGGCAUUGAACAUUGGUGUUAAGAGUCAGAACAGAAUUUAAAAGAUAUUUAUUAACUGUAGAUCUUGGCUAGGAAAAUGGCACGGUUGGACUGCUUCAACGUUUUCAUCAGCAAGCAGUUUUAUCGCUAUGGCAAAUUGCUUGCUCGCCAUCCUGCAGUCUUUCUAAUUGUACCGUUAGUUGUUGCAGCCUGUCUGAGCUCUGGGAUGUUGUUUUUAACCAUUGAGACAGACGCUACAUACCUUUUCACACCCGACGACAGCAGAGCAAAAGACGAAAUUUUGGAGAUGUCGAAGCUGUUCCCUGUUGACCACGAGAGAUUUUAUCCAAAUCGUCUUUUGACAAACUACGAACAGAGCGGCAACAUUGUCGUGACGGCAAAAGGCUCUGGGAACGUCCUCGAUGAAGACACUAUGGAGGAGAUAGUUCAGUUGAACAAACUUAUCAGAACGAUGGAGCUGAAAAGUGUAGGCUUCAACGGAACUAUAACAUUUGCUGACAUCUGUGUCCAUUUCCAACCAAAUGAAUGCUUCGAUGAUCCAGUACUAAAACUGCUCAACUAUACCUCAAAAAAUGUGAAGACCAUGAAUUUUACGUACCCUCUUUCUUACCUAAAUCUUGCGGAUAUGAUAACAAUGCCUGCUGAUACAACCUUUGAUUUCCUUCCUGAAGGACUGUCUGAAGGCAAUCCUUUUUCGUUUGAUGACGCGGGAGAUUUUCUAUCUGCAUUCCCCGAUUUAAGCUAUCUAAUCCCAAAUGCUCCAAAAAACAUUAGCAUAAAUAUUGGGGCAACUUUAGGCGGAGUCGUCUUAUAUGAGGGUACAGACAUUGUGAAAUCUGCCGAGGCGAUGUUCUUGAUGUACUUUUUACGAUCAGGUACUGAGGAAGAAACACUCCUUGCUGGGGAAUGGGAGCAGCUUUUCCUGCAAAAGUUGGUGGAGGUCGGCAAAACCUACAAACAUAUUGAGCUUUCAAUGUUUGCCUCCAGCACCCUUUCUGACGAGCUGAUCGCAAUGGCGUCACGCGUGAUGCCGAGGUUCUGCGUUACAUUCAGUCUCCUCAUCAUGUUUGCUGUGGGGUCCUGCAUGAUGGCAGACUGGGUGCAGAGCAAGCCAUGGCUGGGGCAGUUUGGAGUGAUUUCGGCGAUGUUGGCCAUAGCGUCCUCUAUGGGUCUCUUAUCGUACUGUGGCGUACCAUUCAAUGAGGUCACAGCAUCGAUGCCGUUUCUUGCAAUUGGCAUCGGAAUUGAUGACAUGUUCAUUAUGCUUGCAACAUGGCGGAAGACGUCAGUGCGACUGCCGGUAGAAGAACGACUGGGCCAGACAUACUCGGAGGCAGCUGUGUCAAUCACCAUCACUAGCGUCACGGAUGCUCUGGCUUUUGGAAUCGGCUCCAUCACCAAGCUGCCGGCCAUCAGGGUGUUCUGCCUCUACACAGGAAUAGCAAUCAUCUUUGAUUAUUUAUAUCAGAUUUCUUUUUUCGGAGCUUGCAUGGUAUACACCGGGCGGCGAGAGGCAAACAACAAACACUGCACCACUCUCAAACAGGUACUCCCAAAGGACGAGGCCACGUCCAAAUGCUACUACAUCUGCUGCGCAGGGGGCGUGUCUAAGACCUCUUCAAGCGGGGAGCAUUCAGAGCACGCCCUGAUGAGGUUCUUCAAGAACUAUUACGGCCCCUUCAUCACUACCCCCAUAAUGAAGGUCUUGACUGUGUUGCUGUAUAUGCUGUACGUCGCUGCAGCUAUACUGGGAUGCUUCCACGUCACAGAAGGGAUGCAGUAUAAGGACAUCUUCUCGGAUGACUCCUACGCGCAUACGUUCAUGAUAGAGAGAGUGCAGUAUUUCACUGCGUUUGCGGUACCUGUAGGCGUCGUCUUUACCGAGCCUCUCGCUUACUGGGAGAAAGACGUCCAACUACAGGUUGAGAACAUCACACAGACAUUUGAGCAAAAUAAAUACGUCUACGAUUCAAGAUUUACAGACUCAUGGCUUCGCAAAUAUCUGGAGUAUCUAGAAAUGGAGGAGAUUUACAGUAUACGUAGCAAUUCUACCGGUUUGGAUAAGGAUCUGUUUAUAUCAAGGCUUCAGGAUAGUUUUCUUACUCAUCCACUAUAUGAACAGUUUAGUUUAGAUGUUAGAUUUGAAACCGUUUCAGACGAGGUGGUGAUUGCUUCAUCUCGUCUAGUCCUUAUGCCCGGGAAUUUGACCACCACGAUAGAGGAGAGCAAUUUCAUGCUAGAGAUACGUGCCUUGGCUGAUGCUGCCCCUGUGCCAGUCCUGGUCACUUCGCCCCCCUUUGAGUUCUUCGAGCAAUACUUGGUGGUCCUGCCCAACACCAUUCAGAAUCUUAUCAUCGCUACCGUCUGCAUGUGCAUUAUUUCCUUAAUUUUCAUCCCCCACCCCAUAUCAGCUCUCAUGAUUACAUUCUGUGUCAUAUCCAUCGAGGUCGGAAUCAUCGGUUUCAUGUCGUUCUGGGGAGUCAAUAUGGACGGCGUCUCCAUGAUCAAUAUCAUCCUUUGCAUCGGCUUCAGCGUGGACUUCUCUGCGCACAUCACGUACUCAUUCGUCACCGCCCCUUGUGACACUGGUAACGAAGCGGCUAUCUACGCCCUGCACAGUCUAGGCAUGCCGAUCGUUCAGGGCGCACUGUCAACCAUUAUCGGCAUCAUCGCCAUCGCAACAUCGCCAGCUUACAUCUUCCGCAGCUUCUUUAAGACUAUGUUUCUGGUUAUGACCCUGGGCUUGCUUCACGGCAUACUCUUUCUACCCGUACUCCUGACUCUUCUCAGGCCGUGUAUGCGACUCCUGAAACGGAAACCAAUAGAGAAAGCUGACAAAAAUGGCAUGGAAAUUGUCAUCGAUCCUGAGAAUAAUAAACCUCAAAUGGAGACUGGAAUUGAAACGGUCCGUCUCUCAGUGAAGAACGGGAAUGGUGUUGUUGCGAGGGAUAACCCUGUGGAGAAGAAGGAAGCAAUCCCAGUUGAGGCCAACGAUGAAAAUGAACCGGAAAAAGAAGCGUUUCUUUAGGAAUUUCUAAGCCAGAGUGUAGAGGAUGGCUUGCAGGGGCCAUGUGAGGCAAUGUGCAAUAGGAGACAGUGAUGGAGUUCAACGUGACAUGCAGCCGAUUUCACGAAUCGCUAGGAUUAAUCCUAACUCAAGUUAGGACGAGUAACCCGUCCUAACUUAGGAUGACUUCAAAGCGUCCUAAGUAUUUGGAUACAGAACUGAACCCGUCCUAAGUCCUAAGAUUAAUCCUAAGUUAGGAAGAGGUUGGUAAAAUCGACGGUAGAGGUUUGUGUUUCCUGUACCAACGUGUCAAGAAUUCUCCUCCUGAUGCAACCCUUGCCCAAAUCAUUAAAACUACUAAGCAGAAAAUACUGCCUAUCACGAUUUUUUGCAGAAAAUGGGCAGCAAGUCAGAACAACAUCAACUUCAUGAGAUUUGGCAAGUGGCUUGUAUCUGCUAAGCAUGUUUUUUGUGUAUCUACUGGGCCCAACUUUCACAGAGCUGCUUUAAAGGAACACGUUGCCUUGGAUCGGUCGAGUUGGUCUUUGAAAAGCGUUUGU